This is a messenger RNA of Orycteropus afer afer, 1446 nucleotides long. RefSeq names its product stabilizer of axonemal microtubules 1 (gene SAXO1). The coding region runs from base 1 to 1446 and encodes 481 amino acids. The record is from RefSeq and is a predicted model, not a curated record. The transcript has 4 exons. Gene Ontology annotation, cellular component: centriole; ciliary basal body; sperm flagellum. Lineage: Eukaryota; Metazoa; Chordata; Mammalia; Tubulidentata; Orycteropodidae. Gene Ontology annotation, molecular function: microtubule binding. Gene Ontology annotation, biological process: microtubule anchoring.
AUGCCAGGUACUGUGGAUGUAGCAGAGAAUAAGAUAGAAGAUACUGAUUUUGAUAGGCGACAUCACUGCCCACAUCUCCCUACCAAGAUUUAUGAUAAAACAGAGCAACCAUGUCUUUUUUCCGAGUACACCGAGAACUACCCUCUCUAUCAUUCUUACCUGCCCAGAGAGUCUUUCAAGCCCAAGCUCGAGUACAAGAAAGGGUCCAUACCAAUGGAAGGCCUGACCACAUCACGGAGAGAUUUUGGGCUUCACAAAGUGUUACCAGUGAAGGCCUUCCAGCCCAAGCAGUUUGUCCCAAAUGGAGAGAACAUGGACUUGCUCACCACAUAUAAACAGGAUUAUAACCCCUACCCUGUGUGUCGAGUGGACCCUAUCAAGCCUCCUGACAGCAAAUAUCUGCAUGACAAUAGGAUGGAGUGUCUGCCUACGUAUAAAGCUGACUAUUUACCUUGGAACCAACCGAGACGAGAACCACUUCGUCCUGCGUACCACUACCGGCCAUCAUCAACCAAGUUUGAUAAUAAAACCACACACCAGGAUGACUACUACAUAAAGGGCCUUGUGAACACCAUGAGCUGCAAGCCUCUGUCUGUACCAAAGCUUUGCAACAUCCCCCUGGAAGAUUUGACCAACUACAAGAUGAGCUACGUGGCCCACCCUGUGGAGAAGCGCUUUGUUCAUGAGGCUGAGAAGUUCAGGCCGUGUGAAAUCCCUUUUGAAAGCGGAACCACCCACAAAGAUUCCUUCCAGGGCCUGUUGGGGGAGCCUGCCAAGAGCUUGAAACCUCCAGCCAAGCCCUGUGUAUUAGAUAAACCUUUUUCCAACACCACUGAAUUUAGAGAUAAGUACCAAGCAUGGCCAACACCCCAGAUGUUAUCCAAAGUUCCCACCACCUAUGUCCCUCCUGAGGAGAAGAUGGACCUUCUGACAACAGUGCGGGCCCAUUACACGCACCCUAAGGGCAGCCCAGCUAAGUCCUGCCGCCCUGUGCUCCAGAUCAAGAAGGUGGGGAGCCGUUUCGAGGGCUCCACCACCACCAAGGAUGACUACAAGCAGUGGGCUCACAUCCGCACAGAGCCGGUGAAGCCCUCUCCCCAGCUGAACCUCCCCACACAGCCCUUGGACUACCUGACCACCACACAGGCCCACUAUGUGCCCCACCCCCCCAUCAGUACCAAAAGCUGUAAGCCCCCCUGGGCUGGCCUUCAAGGAAAUAUUCCUGUGGAGGGCAAGACCACCUACGCCAUCAGUUUUACUCCCAAGGAAAUGGGCAGGUGCCCAGUGUCAUACCCUGAGCCCCCUGGCUACACCUUUGAGGAAACGGAUGCUUUUGGACAUAGGAUAUACAGGCUGGUUUCCCACACAGGCUCUCCCAGCAAUAGCCGGCUGUCUGUAGGUGAUGCAGAAAACCCUAACCAGAGGGAGUUGGCAGUGUCAGUUUGA